Megalops cyprinoides (Indo-Pacific tarpon) is the source of this 1469-nucleotide messenger RNA. It is a transcript of the gene ap1s3b, whose product is annotated as adaptor related protein complex 1 subunit sigma 3b. Gene Ontology annotation, cellular component: AP-1 adaptor complex; membrane coat; intracellular membrane-bounded organelle. Gene Ontology annotation, biological process: intracellular protein transport; vesicle-mediated transport. The record is from RefSeq and is a predicted model, not a curated record. Lineage: Eukaryota; Metazoa; Chordata; Actinopteri; Elopiformes; Megalopidae. The coding region runs from base 113 to 577 and encodes 154 amino acids. Gene Ontology annotation, molecular function: clathrin-cargo adaptor activity. The transcript is spliced from 5 exons.
AGGGCAAGUAUGCCCUCGUACAAUUUAUCAGACCCCAGCGAAAAAUAGAUUGCCGUAAAACUGAUUGUUUCGCUACGAAGGAGCUGCGGGGGAGUGCGGACAAACUUGCAAAAUGAUGCGCUUCUUGCUCCUGUUCAGUCGUCAGGGGAAGCUGAGGCUGCAGAAGUGGUUCAUCCCCCUGCCCGAGCGGGAGAGGAAGAAGAUCGUCCGCGAGAUGACCUCCAUGGUGCUGGCCCGCAAGCCCCGCUCCUGCAACUUCCUGCACUGGAAGGACCUUAAGAUCGUCUAUAAGAGGUAUGCUAGCCUCUACUUCCUCACUGCCCUGGAAAGCGAGGACAAUGAGCUGAUGGCCCUGGAAAUCCUACACCGUUACGUAGAGCUGCUGGACAAGUACUUUGGCAAUGUGUGUGAGCUGGACAUCAUUUUUAACUUUGAGAAAGCCUACUUCAUCCUGGACGAGUUCCUCAUGGGUGGGGAGGUGCAGGAGACCUCCAAGCAGUCGGUGGCACGGUCCAUCGAGGCGUCUGACAUGCUGCAGGAGACAAUGGAGGAAUACAUGAGCAAACCAGCCUUUUGAAAACAGAGAGAGGGAAGCACGUCACUGUUGAGGAGCUACCCAGCAGACUGGAAAAUUGUGGAUUACGAGCACCUUCUAAAAAACAAAAACAUCUCUGAAAGGGAAGUCUCAUGUCUGUCUGCUUUGCAGUGCACAAGGGAAUACUGUUAACAUGAACUUUCUACCUACCUACUUGACGUUUGGCUUCAUUUUUUUUUCCUGUAAAGAGGAACAUUCUGGCCCUGGAGAGUGAAGCAAGUCUUUUGAGAAAUGUUGGAUGUUAUUUUCCUUCCUUCGUCCUUUUCCCCCCUGCUGCUUUGUGUCAGAUAAAUGAAGAGGUGUCACAUAGAGGCACCAUCUUCUGCAGGGCUCAGCGUCCAGACGACUACCAGAGCAAUCGGUGUGGUUAUUCAGUCUGAAUAUUAAUAAUCACACCCGACUGUCAUGACUGUAAUCGCCGUCGACUAACGAUCUCUGAGAGUUACCACUAGACACGUUUUUGCCUUUUAAAUCAACCUUUAUUUUCCAUAGAAUCACGUCACUUUGUUUUGCAUCCAUCCAGUUCAGGUGGAAAUAUGCAACAUGUGCCUUCUUGGUGUGAGAGAAAAGAUUUUGUAAGUGCUGUUACAAUGUGAGGAUUUUGUCCUAACAUAUAAUGUCUGUUUUGAGAUUUUUGUCAUAAAGGCUGUAUUUUUUCAUAAAUCCGUCUCUGCAUUUUCUGAACCGCGUACGUGCAGACGAUGGAACAUUUUUAGCUAGCAGCAAUCCCGUCUUCAGGAAAAACGCGCUAAUCAUAUCUGACUGCUCAGAUUUUGUGCAGACUGUAAAUUUGCCCAACUACUUGCAUCUGUCCUGUUAAAGCACUUUUUUUUCAUAUUAAUGCUGUUAUAUCCAAAACCACAUGAAUGAUACC